Molecule: messenger RNA, 1314 nt
Organism: Parnassius mnemosyne (clouded apollo)
Lineage: Eukaryota; Metazoa; Arthropoda; Insecta; Lepidoptera; Papilionidae
Source: the annotation of a GenBank genome assembly
AUGUCUUUCCUUCAUAAUCAUUCUUGUGAGUGCGUUAAGUCAGAAUUGGAUUUGUUUGCACUACCGUCUACACAAACUAGCAUUGAAAAUGGAUUGUGGAUUCAUUAUAAACCAAUUUCAUCUCUUGGUGAUGAUGGACCUAUCGAGUUUCAAGUUCCUGGGACCGGCGAUGACUACAUAGAUUUGUCUCAUACAUUACUCCACAUAAAGGCAAAAGUAUUAAAUCAAGAUUCAACUAACUUGGUAUCUACUACAAUAGUAGCACCUGUAAAUAAUUGGCUGCAUUCACUUUUUAGUCAACUUGAUGUUUAUUUAAACCAAAAACUUGUAUCACCACCUAAUAAUACCUAUGCAUAUCGAGCAUACAUGGAAACCCUUUUAAACUAUGCCCCUGCUGCUAAACAAUCUCAUCUUACUUGUAGUCUUUGGUAUGAGGAUACAGCAGGAAAAAUGGAUUCUACAGAUGGUAAAAACAUAGGAUUUGUUAAAAGACAGGAAUUGAUUAGUGAAAGUAAGGAAAUAGAAAUGAUUGGUCAUCUUCACGGUGACAUUUUUAACCAAGAUAAAUUUUUAAUUAAUGGUGUUGAAAUGAGUGUUAAAUUGGUUCGAUCAAGAGAGAGUUUUAAUUUAAUUGUUGGGUCAAACGAUGUAAAGUUUAAAGUUUGCAUUACGGACGCAACUCUUAUUGUUCGACGAGCACGAAUUAAUCCAAGUGUAUUACUCGCACAUCAAAAAGUUUUAGCUUCUACCACUGCUAAAUAUCCUAUUACUCGAGCUGAAGUAAAAGUUUUAACAAUUCCUUCGGGUGUUCAAGGAAAAACUCUUGAUAAUAUAUUUUUAGGACAGGUACCGAAAAGAUGUAUAAUUGGAUUUGUGAACAAUUCUGCAUUUAAUGGUUCCCUUACUAAAAAUCCAUUUAACUUUGAAAACUAUGGUAUUAAUUCUUUCAGCUUAUAUAUUGAUGGUCAACAAAUACCUUCAAAAGCUUUGCAACCAUCUUUUAAUAAUAACAUAUUUACAUCAGCAUAUCAUACUCUAUUCUCGGGAACUGGUAUUCACUUUCUUAAUGAAGGAAAUGGAAUCUCUUGUGAACAGUAUGGCAAAGGUUACUGUCUAUUAGCAUUUGACUUAACUCCUGAUUUAUCAGCUAACUCAUCAACUCAUUGGAAUCUCAUAAAGCAUGGUAGUGUAAGAAUAGAAGUACGAUUUGAAUCCUCAUUAAUACAAACAAUUAACUGUAUAGUUUAUGCUGAGUUUGAUAAUAUUAUUGAGAUAGAUAAAAACAGAAAUGUUACUGUAGACUAUAGUAGUUAA